Labeo rohita (rohu) is the source of this 4206-nucleotide messenger RNA. RefSeq names its product gliomedin (gene gldn). The record is from RefSeq and is a predicted model, not a curated record. The transcript is spliced from 10 exons. Gene Ontology annotation, cellular component: cell surface. Gene Ontology annotation, biological process: signal transduction. Lineage: Eukaryota; Metazoa; Chordata; Actinopteri; Cypriniformes; Cyprinidae. The coding region runs from base 215 to 1891 and encodes 558 amino acids.
GUGACUGCACAAGUGGGGGGUUCUUCUCCAGCGCAUCAGCCGAGCAGCCCUCAGUCGCACACAGACCCGACUCGAAACAAGGACUUCAAUUGUCUUCUCGCAUCCCGAGACUGUUCUUUUUCAGGGGAAUAUUCUUUUAUUACUCAGCCUUACUUUUGAAAGUCUUAGUUUUGUUAGUUGUCUAAUUUUUGUUCAUUUCUAAAUUGAAGUCAGAAUGCUGGAUCCACUGGCUGAGUUGAGAAGAACCGGGGGCUUUCGUCAGUGCGGUGGCCGCUUGUCCUGGCAGGUGCGUUUGAUCUUGUACAGCGUGUGCGUGCUGACGGUGAUCAACUGCGCCUGCCUGGUUCUGCUCCUGGUUCAGCAGAGAGAGCUGUGGGCUCAUCUGACUGAGGUGGAGAAGCAGGUGGUGGAGAUCUCUCAGAGCUCCGUGGUGGAGUUUAUGACACAGGUGAACGAAGAUGAGGGAGAGUAUCAGUACUCCAGAAACAAACGCAGAAGGCAGCACCGAGGGACACGACCUUUUGAGGAGCACGAGGGGAGUGUGGGAGAGGAAGUCUUGGGAGAUUUCCAGUAUCAGUAUCCGCAGACGCAUGGGCCGGUUUACCAGCACAAAACAGAGGAGCAGGAUGGAAUGAUGAUGAUGAUGACAUACUCCAUGGUGCCAAUUAAAAUUCUUCUGGACAUUUGCAACAGUACUAAAGGAGUCUGUCUGACUGGACCACCAGGACCACCAGGAAUUCCAGGCUUGCCGGGUGUGGACGGAAUGCCGGGAUAUAAUGGAACAGAUGGAAUUCCAGGGUUGCCAGGAGAGCCUGGAGCACAUGGAAAACGAGGAAAAAGAGGUCCUUCAGGUGAGAAGGGUGAGCCUGGUGAGAGAGGAGAGCAAGGAUAUCCUGGACCCCCAGGACCCCCUGGAGAACAGGGCGAACCUUCAAAUGAUGUCAUUGUAGAGGGUCCACCUGGCCCAAUAGGACCCCCAGGCCUCCCUGGUCCACCCGGCCCUCCAGGGCCCCCUGGGCCUCAAGGGCCACCAAGACACAGGAGCCACAGAGCACAUCUUCAAAUUGGGAAGGAGUCUGUGGGUCACCUUAAUUCAGUCCCAAAUGAUGACACCAUCAGCCAGAAAACUGUCUCAUGGAAGAUAAACGACUGUGUCAUAAAGUCAGUGCAGAACCCCAGACAUCUGAUGAAGAUGAGCAGCACGUUUGGAGCGUGGAUGAUGGACACUGCCGCUCACGACAAUGAGAAGAUCUGGGUAGCAGAACAUUUCUCAGGACGUAUCAUAAAGGAGUACAACAGUAUCGCAGCGUUCCAGAACAGCAGCAGUGAAUCCAUUGAUGUCCGGAGGUUCUUCCAAGGUUGUGGCCUCGCUGUACAUAACGGCUCCAUAUUCUACCACAUCGCUGGGACAUCCAAUAUUGCUAAGUUUGACCUCCAGACGAAGAUCUUACACACGCUGACCAUUGAAAACGCUUUCUAUCACAACAAGUCGUACCUCCUUGAGAACUCAAAGACGUAUUUCAAGUUGGCAGCGGACGAGAACGGCAUGUGGAUCAUAUUUGCCUCCAGCAUCGACGACAACAUAAUGGUGGCGCGGCUGGAUGAGAAAACCUUCUCCGUCACCGCAUACAUCAACGCCACCUAUCCCAGGACCAAAGCCGGUAAUGCGUUCAUCGCCUGCGGGAUCCUCUACGUCACAGACACUAAAGACACAAAGGUGACGUACGCCUUCGACCUCCUCAAGGAGAAGCCUGUUAGUGUGAGUUUUGAUCUGAGGGCACCUGGAGGGGUUCUGUCCAUGAUCUCCUACAAUCCCAGAGACAAACAUCUCUACAUAUGGGACAGCAGCUACGUCAAGUCGUACCAAGUCCAGUUCCUCUCAGAUGAAUAAUCAAAAAUGAAUGACAUAAUUGGGAUAUUUUAUGUUUUGUUUAUAUAUAUUUACUAGCAAUGUUUCAAGCCUGGGAAGGGUCAAUUGACAAACAUUGCUAAUAAAAAUAAUAUCCACCUUUUUCUGAAUGCGGAAGUCUUGCCCGACUGGAGCAUUUUCCGAGCUGAUAAUACAAUGCACAUUUUUAUAGUUAGUUAUAUUGAAAAAGUUUAAAUUCAGUCAAUCAGUUUUUACCCCAUUUUAACAUGGAUUCCUAUGGAGACCGGGACACGAAAGCACCCAAAUGGAAGUUAGAAUCCUUCAUGGUCGCCGCUCAUCGGUUACUUAAAGGUGGAUAAAGGUGGAUUGAUAAUUAAUUCCUUACAUUUAUAUGAUACAAGUUUGAUUAGAAGGUGUGAUUUCUAUAUAGAUUUUUUAUAAUUUAAAGUCUAACAAACAUCUUUUUGUAAAAGGUUUAGGUUGAAAAGUGAGUUUGCAUUUUCCUUCUUUAAAAUAAACGCCACUUGGUUGAAAAUAUUUUUAUAAAACAGAAAGUUCCGGUCCUUGAUUCUGAUUGGUUGAGCCACGUUCAAAGCUGUUGUAAAUUACUCUACAAACAUAAACCUUUGUUUACAUUUGUGUUGCAACCACAAACUUUUCUGAGGAACUACGUUGAUUGGCAGAAGAAUAAUGUUUGUAUUAACAUCAUUACACAUUAUUUGCUCCGUUUCAUUUUAUGAAACCUUACUACGUAUAUAGAAUAACUGUUUUAUAAAAGCAAUAAGCCCUGUGAGGACGUGGUUUACAGUGAAUUUAUAACAACCAGGGGGCUUUGCAUCGUACCUAACAAUGCCCCAUGGCUUCUUGGGGCUUAUUGCUUUAUUAUACAAUGGAUAGUUCCGGACCUUGAUUCUGACUGGUUGAGCUGCGUUUGAAGCUGUUGUAAAUUACUCUACAAACCUCCACCUUUGCUUACGUUUGUGUGUUGCACAGCAACCACUUUGUUGCAACCACAACCGUUUCUGAGGAACUACAUUGUUUGGCGGAAAAAUAAUGUUUUUAUUAAUUACACUUUUUUUAUUUUGUAAAACCUUACUAUGUAUAUGGAAUAACCAUUUUCUAAAAGCAAUAAGCCCUGUGAAGCCGCAGUUUACGGUGAAUUUACAACAGCUUUGCGUCGUGUCUAACAACCUUAGCUGUUAUAAAUUUACUGUAAACCAUGGCUUCUUGGGGAUUAUUGCUUUAUUAAAAACACAUAGUUCCGGUCCUUGAUUCUGAUUGGUUAAGCCGUUGUAAAUUACUCCACAAACACACACCUUUGUUUACGUUUGUGUGUUGCUCAGCAACCAAUUUGUUGCAACCACAACCGUUUCUGAGGAACUACAUUUUUUGGUGGAAGAAUAAUGUUUUUAUUAAUAUCAUUACACUUUAUUUGCUCCUUUUUAGUUGUGAAACCUCACUACGUAUAUGGAAUAACUGUUUUAUAAAAGCAAUACAAACAGCACCCCUGAAGCUGUGGUUUACAGUUACUUUAUAACAGGCCUAACAACGCCCCUUAGCUGUUAUAAAUUCACUGUAAAUCACGGCUUCGUGGCGCUUAUUGUUUUCAUCUAAUGUAAUGAUAUUAAGGCAUUUUUAAAUUUGACUUUGUGUUCAAAUGGGGGUUCAAAUUUUGGGGCUACCAUAUUUAUUUAUUUAUUUUUCUGUAUGACUUUUACUUUUAUGUGUUAUAUUUUGCUUUUUUGGCUAACACAUGUUUUAAAUGAAUGUUUAUUGAAACAUGCAACAUGAGCAGAGCUAAUUUUUGUGCAAACUGUUUUCGUGAAAGCAUUGUUACAUAUAUUCGUUUACGUAGAAAUGAUAUACUUUUAAAUUUACAAAAGAUUUGUUCUCUUGCUUCAUGAACAAGGCCAAAUGUGUGUAAACAAUAAAUUACAAUUCUAUGUGCAACCACUGCUAUCAGUAUUUCACAGCAUCACUUCAUCAAGACUUUUCAAGGUAAAGUCACACAAAAACCCUAUGUGAUAAGAUUAGUUAUGUGCAUUAAGUAAGGUGAUUUUUAAUUUUCGUGUUGACUUCAUGUUAUAGACGACUGUGUUAGACUGCAAAUAUGUGAUUGUAUAAUUUUAUAUCGCAUGCAUGUUUAUGCUUGUAAGUCCUGAAAUAAACCCUGAAACAUGUUCAUCUGAAAGACACGUGGAGUCGAAACAGUACACGUGUAAUGACUUAAUUCAAAUAAAAAGAAUUUAUUCAACUUACAAAGGUAAAACUUUGACCAUGACAGAACUACCUGUUCCUUCAGAAAUAUCAACCAGUGUUUUUGGGGUUUGCAUUUU